Paramecium tetraurelia is the source of this 441-nucleotide messenger RNA. RefSeq lists its product as uncharacterized. Lineage: Eukaryota; Ciliophora; Oligohymenophorea; Peniculida; Parameciidae. The transcript has 2 exons. The record is from RefSeq and is a predicted model, not a curated record.
AUGGAUAAGGACUUGAUAAUUGAUUACCAUUAAAAUGCAGAAACAAUUCGAUAAUACCUAAAUCAAACUAGAAAAGCACAAAAUGAGAUCCUACUCAAAAGCUCUCCUCAUUAUUUUCAUUUUCAAUCAUCCAAAUAUGGAAUUAGAUCGCCUAUUCAAUUAAAAAAUCCUCUUCUCAUUAAAUCCUUGUUUUAGACCAAGAAACACUUUAAAGAGAGAGAAACCACACUUCCUAUUUAUACUCUCAAGACCUUGCCCGCUUAACCAAUCCUUUCAUUUUAAACUGAUCGUAUUCACAGCAAAUGUCCUGCAUUCAAAAACUUUCCAUUAAAAUCCGGAUUAAAACAAAUGCGAAAUUCCCCUGAAGAAUACAUUAGAAUAGAGACAGCACCUGCUAUAUACAACUCCAACAAAUCUAUUUAAAACCUCAAUUUGUAAUGA